Messenger RNA from Xenopus tropicalis (tropical clawed frog), 3029 nucleotides. RefSeq names its product glucagon like peptide 1 receptor (gene glp1r). The record is from RefSeq and is a predicted model, not a curated record. Gene Ontology annotation, biological process: G protein-coupled receptor signaling pathway; adenylate cyclase-activating G protein-coupled receptor signaling pathway; cell surface receptor signaling pathway. The transcript has 13 exons. NCBI's taxonomy places the organism in Eukaryota, Metazoa, Chordata, Amphibia, Anura, Pipidae. Gene Ontology annotation, cellular component: plasma membrane; membrane. Gene Ontology annotation, molecular function: glucagon receptor activity; transmembrane signaling receptor activity; glucagon-like peptide 1 receptor activity. Bases 1 to 1323 code for a protein of 440 amino acids.
AUGGGGAAGAGAGCAGCCCAGGAGAAGGGAGAGCUGAAGCUCCAGGGCUCGGCCGUCUCCCUGUCGGACACCAUCCAGAAAUGGAGAGAGUACCAGCAGCAGUGCCUGAGCAGCUUCCAGCAGGUGCCCACCCUACUGACUGGCAGGUUCUGUAACAGAACAUUCGAUGAUUACGCCUGUUGGCCGGACGCUCUCCCUGGGACCUACGUGAAUGUCACUUGCCCUUGGUACCUGCCCUGGUCACACAAAGUGACCCAUGGGAGGGUUUUCCGCUACUGCACCCCUGAAGGCAAUUGGCUGUUAAAGGAGAAUUCUAGCGCCCCCUGGAGAAACCUGUCAGAAUGCGAGGACAGAUCCCUGAAGGUGCCCCCCGAGGAGCAGCUCUCAUCCUUGUCUGUUAUUUACACCAUCGGGUAUUCCCUCUCCUUCUCCGCUCUUAUCAUAGCCACCAUCAUCUUGGUGAGAUUCCGGCACUUGCACUGCACCCGGAAUUACAUCCAUCUCAACCUUUUCACCUCCUUUAUCCUGAGAGCCAUCUCCGUGUUUAUAAAGGACUCGGUGCUGAAGUGGAUGUACAACUUGGCCAUGAAUGACAACCAGUGGGAGGGACUGGUCUCCUAUCAGGAGUCACUGAGCUGCCGGCUGGUGUUUGCCAUGAUGCAGUACUGUGUGGCGGCCAAUUACUACUGGCUCCUGGUCGAAGGGAUCUACCUACACACCCUAUUGGUCCUCUCAGUCUUCUCUGAGCAGCGGCUCUUCAGGCUUUAUCUCUGCAUUGGAUGGGGUGUGCCGGUGCUGUUUGUCGUCCCCUGGGCCAUAGUCAAGUACCUGUAUGAAGACAAUGGCUGCUGGACACGGAAUUACAAUAUGAAUUUCUGGCUGAUCAUCCGGCUCCCAAUCCUUAUGGCCAUCGGGGUGAAUUUCGUGAUCUUCAUCCGAGUGAUUUGCAUCAUCAUCUCCAAGCUGCAGGCCAACCUCAUGUGCAGAACCGACACCAAGUGCAGGUUGGCCAAGUCCACCCUGACCCUGAUCCCCCUGUUGGGAACCCACGAGAUCAUCUUCGCAUUUAUCACAGACGAACACGCUAAGGGAGCGCUGCGCUACAUCAAGCUCUUCUUCGAGUUGUCCUUUAGCUCCUUCCAGGGGCUGAUGGUCGCCAUUCUUUACUGUUUUAUCAACAAUGAGGUCCAAACCGAGUUCCAGAGACGAUGGGAGCGAUGGCGGCUGGAACAUUUCUACAGCCACAGAGACAGCGGCCUGAAGCCGAUCAAAUUCCCGGCCAACAGUCUGAGCAGUGGGGUCACCGUGGGCAGCAGCGUUUAAAUCUGUCCCUUUGGGGGAGACCGGGGGACCCCCGGGCAGAGUCGGCUUAUGAAGGUGGCACUUUCACGAGGAGGCACCAACGGAGAUUUCAUAAGCACCCAGGUCCAUUCAUUACUCACGCGGGGCGCCCCCAUGUCUCUUGGGGCGCAAUGUUCUCAUUGUGUGGGGUCCCCCCCUCUCUCUCUGAGAUCAAUGGGAUGAAGAACUGUCACGGAGAGGAAAGUUUCUCAGGGAUUCCAUGGGGCAAAUAUUGUGACGGUUUUGCUUUGUGGCGGAAAACUUGGACGCAGAAUCCACGGCGGGAAAAUACGUUUUUAUUUCCCGUCCAACUUUUUGUUAUGAGACUCACUUUGGCACGAAAGAGACUGCUGUGUGGCAGCGAGACCCCUCUGUGCGUCGGCGAGAGACUUCUUCACGUUCUACGUCAGCGUGGGGGGCAGCGAGACGCCCCUUGGGGUACCAGUGAGGGGUGAGAUAUCUUCAUGCCAGCAAGAGACUGCUCUACAUUGGCCAGUUUUGGGGGGAGAAUUUAAGAGAAACUGAUUGGCCGCUGAUGUUGAGUGAGCGCAAUGUCGGAGAAUGUUCCGGGGGCCGAGGAGACUGUUCCAUGUUUGAGCGUCAGAAGGACAAUAAAUAGGGGAAACGUCUAUCUCCAUCCAUUGCAUUGUGGGGGUUCAUUUCCAAGUAAUGAUAUGGGGGUGGGCGGAGCCUGCUUCUGCGCGGUUAUUGGUGGGAACUCAUUGCAAUUAAUCCCUAUUCCUCGCUUUGAAUUUCACGUUUCUGAGAAACAGACCUUAUUUAAAGGGGCAGUUCACCUUUUAUGUUAUAGAAUUAAUAAUUCUCAUCAGCUUUUCAAUUGGUCUUUAUUAUUUCUUUUUUAAUUAUUUGCCUUUUUCUUCUGACUCUUUCCAGCUUUCAAAUGGGGGUCACUGACCCCGGCAGCCAAACCCUAUUGCUCUGUGAGGCUCCAGUUUUAUUGUUAUUGUUACUUUUUAUUCCUUCUCUUCCCACUCAGGCCUCUCCCUAUUAUCUUCUCAUCAGUCUCUCAUUCACACCCCUGCCUGGUUGCUAGGGUAAUCUGGACCCUAGCAACCAGAUAGCUGCUGAAAUACCAAACUGGAGAUCUGCUGAACAAUUCAAAAACCAUAAAUAAUCAAAAAUGAAGACCAACUGCAAAUAAUGGCAGUAUAUUAUUCUCUACAAACAGUUAAUUUAAAGCUGAAGCGCCCCAUUAAGACAAUUUUCCCACAGGGUAAUUACGGCAGAGACUGCAGAAACGCAUUUGGGCAAUUAUUGCAAAUCGCCGCCAUUUUAUACCAUAUGAGGGGCAGGGAGACAUCUUGGAUUUGGGGGUCAAAAACUGUGAUUAUUGUGUUUUUUCUCAUUUCACCAAAGAAUCUUAAAUGGGAAUUAAAAAAGUUUAUCAAAGUUCUUCACAAAAAAACCAAGGAAAUCUGAUGUAGAAAAGCAGCGAAACUGUCACUGACAAAGGGUUUUUAUAAAACCAGCAGGGGGCGCAACCUGCAGAGCUGACACUCAUUCACCCCCCUCAUAGUGCCGGAUGGAGGAUCCCACAAGCAGACUGGCUGAGAACUACAAUUCCCACAGUGCUCUCCUCCCCAGUUUGGUUUGUAGGGGGUCAUUUAUCAAUGCUGGGGAAAUUUACCUGUGGGCAGUAACCUAUGGCAACCAAUCAAGUUGUUGUA